Molecule: messenger RNA, 903 nt
Organism: Hydatigera taeniaeformis
Lineage: Eukaryota; Metazoa; Platyhelminthes; Cestoda; Cyclophyllidea; Taeniidae
Source: the annotation of a GenBank genome assembly
AUGAGCCAUCUCACUGCUGAGAUCGAUAAGUCGUGCGAUCGAUAUCCAAGGGGAAUGCGUCACAUUAGUCAACGCGAUGAUGGAUGCCGAGGCACAGGAGGUUCUUCAUUGAAAAACACCGAACUUCGGUUCAAUAUUCUUAAGUCUGCAGUACCAGGGCCCGGUGCACAUGACAUUAAAUCCAAUUUGUCUGGCUCUGAAUAUGAUCCGUGCGAUCUUUUAAUGCCCUAUUUAAUUUACGUGAAGAAGCCUAAGAUUCCUAUUCGCUAUGUGGACCGCACGUUUCCUUCCAUAAUAGCAACAUUAGAUGCACAUGGUUACGAGAUGGGACAGAAUGGACAACUCGAACCUCGACGUGUGCAAGCUCAGUUUUGCACCGAUGAAAGUGUUGGAUCAAAACACGAAGCUUGCCAACGCUAUCGAGGUUGCAAGUGGGGUUCUAGGACGGAUUAUAGGAGAACCUUCUCUCCACCAAAUGACUAUCCGGGACCAGGCACAUACUUUACCUCACUGAACGAUGAAUGGGUCCAGUUAAUAAUUCGUGGUCUUCAAAGAAAUUUAAUAAAUUCAAAACACGUUCUCAAAAUCCCACGCUAUAUUGAAAAGCACGUUUUAGAUGCAAAACAAGAAAAUCUGCCUCCUCCAGGAUUGUACUUUGCAGAAGAGAAUGUACCAAAGACACCCAAUCCCCACAGACCGCCGUUUGCAUCAAGCGCUUCGAGGUUUCCACCCCACGACUCAUCCGUUCCUGGACCAGGAACCUACAACACCAAUCGAGACAAGUUUGACUCGUUUUGUACACUGAGGAACCAAAAAAAGAUACCUUUCUUAUCUUCGGACGCCAGAAUGACUAAAACCGACACCAAUCUCAUUCCUGGCAAGUCUCUUUUGGUUGUAUUUUAA